Messenger RNA from Coregonus sp. 'balchen', 24897 nucleotides. The record is from the annotation of a GenBank genome assembly. NCBI's taxonomy places the organism in Eukaryota, Metazoa, Chordata, Actinopteri, Salmoniformes, Salmonidae.
GAGCAGAGAAGGAAGGAAGGAAGAAAGAGAGGGGGAAAGUAGAAGUGUGUUUCUCCCCUGUGCACUGGCAUUAGAGAUUCCUGGAAACGUGGAACUUGGACUUGAAGGCUCGUAGAGGAGGUUUUUUACCCCCAGACACAGGUGGAUACUAACCUUACAGAAGAGUGUGGAGUAAAAGAAAAGGGGAAAGGAUUAAGCAUUUCCUUAUUUUUUUGGUCAGACUUUUGGACUUGGAUUGGGCAAGGCAGCCAUAAGAGGUUUGUAUGAUCAGUAAUCUCUUUAACAAGGGUAUAAACUCAGUAAUUGCGCCAAUUUUCUUCACUGAUCGACCACUACUUAUAGUUAUCUACUUGAGUAUUACAAAAGUAGUUUUAUUCUAUUUAUGUUUUAUUUAUCCUUAUUUAUUCAGGUGAGUCCUAUAUAAAUAUUUUUUUGCAUGGAAGUCCUGGCCACGAGGCAGCAAGCAUUCAGACGACUUUGCUUUAUAAGAUAGUUAAGGCAUAUCACUUUACAAUGUCUAUGACCUGAGUGUUUUUUAUUAGAGUGUCUGCUACUCAAAUCAAGGAUCACUAAAGUAAGUUAGAGUUGGUGUCUGUAGCUCUACUUCUUACAAGGUGUUUGUUGUUGUCCCUCUGAUAUUGUUCUGCAUGUCAUUCCUCUGUAAUUAACCAUAUUAAGACCAAAAUGUGACACAAGUGAAGACAGUUAAGUAGUAAGAUUUCAGUUUUGCAGAUGAAAUGGACUCACAAUAGAGGCUCUUUUUUGCAGGUAUAUACCUGUUCUUAGAGAUAAUGAUUUAGAACUUCAAGGCCUAUGCUGAUUCCAAGGGAUACAAAAAGCUUAACAACAUUCUUCUUUUUGCACAGUGUGUUUUUUUCCCCACCAACUACUAUUGAGUACCGCUCCCUUUCUGGUCACAUAGACCCAACUAGAUUUACAGGGAAAUUACAGAGUGCAUUGUGACAGUGCAGACCACAAGGGACUCUCAUUCUGAUUGCAGCAGAAUCAAAAACCACAGACAGACAAAAGGUCCCGGACAUCUCUCCACUCUUGCACUCUCAGACAGCUAGCUGUUCCUACAUGUAUUUACCUGGUCAGGUCAGGUAAUUUACCUGUACUUAGAUGGAUUGAUGGUGUGGUAAUUUAGUAUCUGUGUUUAUACGGGGCUGACUGAGUGCUCCAGGUGUGUAGUUCAGGGUUGAUUUACCUGGCUGUCUCAUGUAAGGACCUGGCUGUGCCCCCUGUCACUGACCGACGUGACGCACCCUAAUGUUGUCAUAACGGUUUAGGUCCCCUCCCUUUGUUGGAAUGUUCACCUGGCCGCCGUGCAUGUUAUUUAACACAAUAACUACUGAACUAGCAAUGAUUCAUGUGUUCUUUACAUUCUGAAUCAGUCUUUUUAUACAUCUCCCACUGGGCGCAGAUGUCAUUUUAACGUCUAGUUUUUAUUUACAUUUGGUUGAAUUGUCAACUAACGUGAAAUCAACAAAACAUUUCACCAUAUCAUUAGAUUUAGGUUUAGGUUACAAAAUUCCAUCUUGAUUCAACAUCAUCACAUAAAAUAUUUUUGUUGAAAUUAUGUGGAAACAACAUUGAUUCAACCAGUUUUCUCCCAGUGGUACUAUGUUUAUUUGGAUCCCUAUUAGCUGUUACAGUCACAACUUUCUGGGGUCCAUAUAUUUGUUCAUUUUUUACCCCCUUUUUCAAUUGCGAUCAUGUCUCAUCGCUGCAACUCCCCAACGGGCUCGGGAGAGUCAAAGGUCGAGUCAUGCGUCCUCCGAAACAUGACCACGCUCUUUAACACCUGCCCGCCAGCUGCACCAAUGUGUCCGAGGAAACACUGUUCAACUGAUGACCGAAGUCAGCCUGCAGGCACGCGGCUCGCCACAAGAGCACGAUGAGCCAAGUAAAGCCCCCACGGCCAAACACCUCACGACGCUGGGCCAAUUGUGCACUGCCCUAUGGGACUCCCAGUCACAGCCAGUUGUGACACAUCCUGAGAUCGAACCCAGGUCUGUAGUGACACCUCAAGCACUGCGAUGCAGUGCCUUAGACCGCUGCGCCACUCGGGAGGCCCUUAUAUUUUUUUGUUUAGACCAAGUUAAAUUCAAGCAGAACUUUAUUGUUUUUUCCCUCAAACUCUUAGCAUUUUUAACUGUUUCCAUGAGAAAGUCUCUUCAACUGUAGAUAUUAUUCUUCUUUGAUAUGGCUGUGUUUAAUAGUAGUUAACAGACAACCUUUAGGGACCUUACAUUCCUUCUCACAGUGAAGAUAUCAUUGGUCCUGUUUUUUUAGCCUACUCAACCUGGUCAGUGAUAAAUGUGACCGGUAAAACCAGAAACCCACACACACGCACGUGCACACACACAAACACACACCUGUAGGCAGCUCAAGUUCAUGAUAAGGUGAUACAUUACAGUAAGUGCCCGUUCCUGUGUUUUUCUGCUCUGUUUUUGUGAUGGUUGGGUCAGUUUCUCGCCUUGGGGUGAAAUUCCUGUUCGGUAAGUCAAUGGUCAAAGUAGUGGGGCAUUUUUGGAUAAUAAAACCCUCUUUCUCCUCUGAUUCAAUUACUAGCACAUUCUGUGCCACCAACUGUCAGCAUUCACUUAAAAUGUAAGAUUCUCUGUGGAAAAAAUCUGUGUGUUUUCCCAUGUUUACGAUUGCUAUUUACUACUGUAUUAGACUGCAGCUCCUUGCACACAACAUUUACAUUAAACAAUGUCUCUCUUGAUGUCUAGAAGAACAUUCCCUUGAAAUAUCUCAUAGUUACACUUCAGUGCUUUCCCAUUGCAAUUCAUUUCACCAUGCAUGCCCCAACUCGUUUUUACAAGCUGAUUCCCCCAUUCCCCUUGUCUGUCUUCAGUUUGGAUGUGGAGCAUCUGUCUUUAGUUUGGCAUAUGGAUAAUCUAAAAUGGAUUAGUGUGCUGCAGUCAGGGUAUGGCAGGAUAUAUCUGCCUCAGUCUGGAUAUAUAUAGGGUGAAAUUGCCUUUAGCUUCUGUCUGUUUGAUGAGCUAGGGAUGGUUUUUGUUCGAAGUUACAUCUGCUUAUUAAAGGGAUAAUCCACACAAAAACAACAUCAGUCCACUGUUUAUACAAUUCAAAUAUGUUUUGUGAAGUGGACAGUGACACUUUUGUUCUUGAAAGUCCAAUAUCUUGAAAACUUGACUGCUGACAUGUAAAAAAAUGUUGGACUGUAUCAAUAGUGGACUAAUGAAAACAAUACCAAAAUAUAGUUUAUGAGUGGAUUUUCCCUUUAAGGAGUGUUCAGUAUAGAAUUUUUUUCACAGUAGAGAUAUUUCUUCAUACAUAGUUGAUCAUGCAGAUAGGCUAAACAUACAUCCUUUUCUGGAUGUGUGGAUGGUUCACAUUGUCUCUCUGUUCUGUAAGAGUGUAAGGUCUGCGGUAAGGCCACAGAGAGAACUGAGCCAACCAGGGGCAGAUGGUUUGGGUUACACCAUAAUAUUUCUGUAGAGGAAUAACCAGGUACUGAGGUCACUGGGGGAACAUGCAAUACAGGAGGCAGAUAAUGCAACACAGAAGGCAAUACUGGAGGCUGAAAGUCAACUUUCUUUAAUUGAGGCUCUUUGAGUCAACUUGAUGAUACUCUUACCUGACCUCUCCAAGAAGAAGUUACUUUAGGCACAGAUCUAGGAUCACCUUAACCAAAGGAGUGAAAACGGAAAACUGACCUUCCAUCAGUGUCAAGUAGCAACUUUAACCUACUCUUACCUCACCAGGUGAGUGUAGUCUAGCCCGUGGUGAAAGGUCAAAGGUCAUGACAUAUGUGUGUGUGUGUGUUGCAGGAGAGAGAUGGGGAGAUGGAUGUUAAAUCUCUUGGUGGGAGUUGUACUUCUUGCUGUCCUCACGGCCAGUUGCUACGCUGAAGAAGGUGAGAAUUAUUUUCAUCAAUCGAGUGAUUGUUACUGUAUGUCUCGUAUUACUACAGUAUUGACUCUUUCUUUGAAUAUUUUAAUAUGUCGAUAGACACCAUCUUAUUUAUGCAGUUGAGAAAUAGGUUGAAUCAUCUUCACUGAAAAUCAAAUAAUAUUUUUCAUUGGAAUUCUACUGAUGCUAAAUGUUAACACAGAUAUUCCUGCUAUGCUUCUCUGUCCAAUAGUGAAUCACUGUCUGGCUGCGAGGGCUAACACCUGUUCAGCAUGUAUUCAGUCAGGGAAGGGCUGUGCCUACUGUCCAGACGAGGUGAGAAUAAACUACUACUCAAGUUGCCCACAGACACAGCUUACCCCCCACAAAUAUUUAGUGUGACCAAUGUUUGUGUUUGCAUACAGAUCUUUGAUGGACCCCGCUGUGACCUUAAGGACAACAUCAUAAACCACGGCUGUAAAAGCGCGGUGACAGCCGAAAGCAGUAUGUCGAUAGAGAGAGUAAGUAUCAUAAUCACGCUAAUCCUUACUACAUGGAUUCAUGAAUUAACAUGUAUUCAUUAGACUGUUCAUCUGGCUACCUCUGUAAUACUGUAUCAUCAUCAUCGUUCGGCUGCAGAACAGUCGACCACAAGCGUCCUCCAGUUGCUACGGUCACAAGCAAGGUGUGCUUUUUGCUGAGGUUGGAGACACUUGUCUUCGUUCCCCAUGUUAUAUACAUGAUAUGACACACUCUUCCCUCCCUCCCUCCCUCCCUCCCUCCCUCCCUCCCUCCCCCUCCCUCCCUCCCUCCCUCCCUCCCUCCCUCCCUCCCUCCCUCCCUCCCUCUAUAGAGCGAGCAGAUCAACAUGUUGUUGAAGCAGUCCCAGGUAGCUCCUCAGGAGAUGUCUAUGACUCUGCUGCCAGGGGAGGAGAGGGAGAUAGAGAUGGAGGUGUUUGAACCAGCUAAAGGACCUCUGGACCUCUAUAUUCUUAUGGACUUCUCCAACUCCAUGGAAGACGAUCUGGACAACCUCAAGAGGAUGGGUGCUGAGCUGGGUAAGUUAGAGGGGAACGAUGAGUCUGAUUGUUACACCAUUGACUUCAGCGUUGUAGUACUAGAGUAGUCUGGUAGUGGUACUGAUAUUUUCUGUUCCCCAUAUAGCUGAGUUGGUAGGUAAGCUGUCUGAUGACUACACCAUCGGCUUCGGCAAGUUUGUGGACAAGGUGGUGGAACCUCAGACAGACAUGAGACCAUCCAAGUAAGAACUUUAAAACUCUUUAUCCUAUCUAUACAGACACACAUGCAGACACAGAUGCACACAUAGACCCAAAAGUAAACAUUACUACAGUACGAAAAUAUCUGCAUUUAUACACUACUCAUUCUCAUGGCCCCUCCUUCUAUCGAUUUUGCUCCCGACCCCCUCUCCCUCCCCUCUCCUCCUCUUCCUCUCCCUCCCUCCCUCUCUCCAGACUUGCCCAGCCUUGGCCCAACAGCGACCCUCCCUUCUCGUUCCGUCAUGUGAUCACUCUGACCUCUGACCUGCCGACCUUCACCGAGAAGCUGCAGAAGGAGAGGAUCUCAGGGAACCUGGACGCUCCAGAGGGGGGCUUCGACGCCAUACUGCAGGCUGCAGUCUGCGGGGUAGGACUAAAGAGUUAGAUUUACUAGAACGGAUAUUACCAUUCAACGUUUUGUGGUGGGGGAUGCAGGCAACCAUCUUUGGUGUACUGUUUGUGAUGUUUAAUUAGUUGAAGCUUGCUGUUUGAUUAGUUAACUGUAAUGCACCGCUGUGUGAUUCUUUAGGAGCCUCCAUACACUUGUAUAGAACUCUCUCCUUACUCCUUUCUUCUCCUUCUCCCUUUUUCAAACUCUCUCUCUCUCUCUCUCUCUCUCAAACUCUCUCUCUCUUUCUCUCUCUUUCUCUCUCUUUCUCUCUCUCUCUCUCUCUCUCUCUCUCUCUCUCUCUCUCUCUCUCUCUCUCUCUCUCUCUCUCUCUCUCUCUCUCUCUUUCUAUGUCUUUCCUUUUCCUCCCCUCCAGGAUAAGAUCGGCUGGCGUGGCCAUGCCACCCACCUCCUGGUCUUCUCCACCGAGUCUGCCUUCCACUACGAGGCAGACGGUGCCAACGUGCUGGCAGGCAUCAUGCCACGCAACGACGAGCAGUGCCACCUGGAUCCCGAGGGGAAAUACACAGAGGACACCAAGCAGGACUACCCCUCUGUGCCCACUCUGGUCCGCCUGCUGGGCAAACACAACAUUAUCCCCAUCUUCGCCAUCACAAACCACUCCUUUACCUAUUAUCAGGUAAGAACUCAAAGAGUUACUACUUACCUUACUAUCCCUAACCCUAUCCCUGAACCUUACUCUAACCCUACAAACACAGCAUCAUGCCCAUUUUCACCAUCACCAUUCACUCAUACUUAUUGUAAUGGGGGUUUGGCCACUGAGUUUAGCCACUGUCUGUUCUGGGAGGCCUGGAAAUACCUCUUAACUCAUCUUUAACAUUGCAGAUAAAACCUUAUAUCUCAUUCAUGUUUUGCGGGUUCUCCCUGUGUAGAAGCUUCAUGAGUAUUUCCCCAUUGCUGAGUUGGGUCUGCUACAGGAAGACUCUGCUAACAUCCUCAGUAUCCUGGAGAAAGCCUUUGAGGUAAGAAUGGGCUUGUUUUACAGGUGUGGCAAAUUAAACACAUGAAUUCAAUUUGAUUUUACUUUAUGCAUCCCCUAAGGGCUAUUACGAAAGGCAUUGCCAGAUGUUCUAAUAAUGUUCUCUGUCUGUCCUCUCAGAAUAUCCGUUCUAAGAUCAGUAUCCGUGCUGAGGACAGGCCUAAAGCUAUAGAAGCUCAAGUCCUAUCAUACAGUGGCAAUGUUGCACAGGCUGGAACCUUCAAAGUCAAGCCUGGACAAAUAGUAAGAAACACUUAGAUGUCGCAUACACACACACACACACACACACACACACACACACACACACACACACACACACACACACACACACACACACACACACACACACACAUACACACACAGCUAGCAUGACACAAUGUUAACAUGAUGACAACAUUUUCUAUAAGUUGUGCUGAUCAUCAUCUCUCCCCCCCCGCCUGUAUUGCUGAUCCUAUGUACUGGCCAAUGAGAGGCUUUGAAGACACUGGUCGGCCAUAUUGGCACUCGCCAGAAGAAGCAUUCCUCCAUAGGAAUGAAUGGAAUUCUGCAGUAUCUCUAUUACAUGUUUCAAUGCCAAAAUGUAUGAAGUAUUUUGGGUUGUAGUGGGGACAGUAACAUAAUAAUUUUCAACAAAUUAUACUUUUAAGGGAAAAGAAUUCAUAUAUUUUUCCUUUUGUUUUGGGGGGUUUAGCUCACAUAAUAUCAUUGAAAAAAGUGUGCAUUUAGGUGUCUUUAAUAGAAUAAACAUGGCUAAAACAAAUGUAGACAUUAAUAAAUGCAUUUCUUUAGCUUCCAAAAUAUUUUUACAAUGGUGGUGGUGCCAAGAUGGAGGCACAGUGGCUUCAAAACAGCGCCCCCUGUCAGUCAUCUAUGAGUCAUUUACACACACACACACUAACCCAUUCUGUGUUUUUUUCCAGGGGAAGUUUAAGGUGCGUGUCAAAGCCAGUGAGAUGGUUGGGGAGGAACAUGUGUGUAAUCUGGAGCAGGGUGACAAAAAGGGGAAGAUGAGAGUCAAACCAACAACCUUCAGCACAGCUCUAAACAUCAACGCUGAAGUGCUCUGUAAAACCUGCGACUGUGAGAAGGUAUGAAGACAGACAGAAAGACACGUAUGUGCAGAAAUACACACACAAACACAGGUUUUGGUUUUUAACUGUCUUUCUUUCUCUAUCUCCGCUUCCCUCAGACUCCCACUGAAAAUGCAGUGCGGUGUACAGGCCACGGCGCCCUGGUCUGUGGGAAGUGCCAGUGCUACGUUGGCUGGUGAGACAAACAGAACUGAAUGUACUUUCUCUCUCAUAUGCUAUAUCCUCCUGAGAUCCCCCCAAAAAAAAUUGGGGGGGGAAUUUGUUAGAUUUUUUACAUAACAUAAGUGUUUGAGGUGAAAAAAAAGAAGAAAAAAAAAAGUAUUGUUAGUUAUCUUUUAUUGUAAGUGCAAAAUUGUCCUCUGUAGUGGUCAUUUGGACAUAAAUAUGAAUAAAUUAACAUUACAGUGAAUGGGUACAGUAGGUGAAAAACAUAGUUGCGGCUACAGAGGAAAUUUCUUGAUAAGAUCUUAUUUAGCUCUUAUUUAAUGUUUUUUAUUAAUUUUUUUACACAGUCCUGACAACUCACUUAACUAUUCCUGAGAUAUUCACUUACUGGAAAUAAUUGGAAUAUUCAAAUUUCCAUUAAAUGUGCAAAUUUUGACGGCAGCCAUUUUUUAAAGAAAUAGGAAGAUAAAGUUAUCAAGGUCACACCCCCACACAUGUAAUCUCAUUGAAAAGCCCAGAAUGUCCUCUCAAAGGGACAAUAGGACUUAACACAGUGGCUUGUAUGGCCUCAGAGGUACGGACCAAGAACUGUUGUCCACGAGAGAGGGCAAAAAUGAGUUGCUGGGUCUCAGGAGGAUAUAAUAAUAAUUUUUAGUGAUUUUCCAGUGCUCAAAGCACUUCACAUCAUAAGGUGGGAAACUCACUUCUACCACCACUGAUGCAUAGCACCCUAGGGUGAUGCACGGCAACUAAUUUGUGCCAGAACGUUCACCACACAUCAGUUACAGUAUCAUGUUGGAGAGCUGAGGAGUGAUAUAUGCCAAUUAGGAAAGACAGAACAUGAGUAUAAAAGACCAUCUUUCUCCCCGUGGUGUGUGUCCCCAGGCUGGGUCCGUUCUGUAACUGCUCAGCCAGUGCGUCGCCGGACGCAGGUGGGUCCUGUCUGGGUCCUGAUGUGGGGGAGCCGUGUUCUGGCCGAGGAGAUUGCCUGUGUGGAACGUGUGUGUGUUACAACACCGACCAGUACGAGGGACCCCUCUGUCAGUUUGACAAGUCCCAGUGUCAACGAUACGGAGGCUUCCUCUGCAACGGUGAGUGUGUGACUGUCAUCAUUGUCUCAGAUAGCGAGCUUGUGGCACCACGUUGCGUUAGAAUAACGCUGUCUGUUGGGAGACAAUGGGGCUGUCAUAAGACGUGUACAACUUUGUCAUACAUACAGUUUGUGUUCACUAAACUCCAUAAAAGCUGAAUCUUUGUGAGAGUGUGUGAGAGUGUGAAGCACUUGAACCAUUUCUGUUUGUGUGUGUUAGACCGUGGUCGCUGCUUCAUGGGCCAGUGUGCGUGUGCAGAGGGCUGGGAGGGACCGGCCUGUGAGUGUCCCAUAAGCAACCAGACCUGUCUGGACACUAAAGGGGUGAGGACUACAUCAUCUCUCUUUUCUCUCUCUCUCUCUCUCUCUCUCUCUCUCUCUCUCUCUCUCUCUCUCUCUCUCUCUCUCUCUCUCUCUCUUUCUCUCUCUCUCUCUCUCUCAAUUAAAUUAAAUUCUAAGGGGCUUUCUUGGCAUGGGAAACAAAUGUUUACAUUGCCAAAGCAAGUGAAAUCAACAAUAAACAAAAGUGAGAAGACACAAAACAAAAUUAACCUCUUAAGGAUCGUACCCUUUUUUUCAAAUGUUUGCCUAAAAUGACAUACCCAAAUCUAACUGCCUGUAGCUCAGGACCUGAAGCAAGGAUAUUCAUAUUAUUGAUACCAUUUGAAAGGAAACACUUUGAAGUUUGUGGAAAUGUGAAAUUAAUACAGGAGAAUAUAACACACUAGAUCUGGUAAAAGAUCAUCCAAACCAAAAAACAUGCUUUUUUACAUUUAUUUUAUUUUUAUCAUCUUUGAAAUGUAAGAGAAAGGCCACAAUAUAAUAUUGCAGUUUAGGCGCAAUUUAGAUGUUGGCCACUAGAUGGCAGCAGUGUGCGUGCAAAGUUUCAGAUUGAUCCAGUGAAGCAUUGCAAUACUGGACUAUUUUGUAUCAAGUCUGUCCAAAUGUGCCGAAUUGGUCAAUUGAUACAUUUUCAAGUACAUAACUAUAGAGAACAUACAACAAUGAUAUGGUAAUAGAAAAUGUAAGUUUACACACUCCCAAGAAUGUCAUACAUGAUGGAUCAUUAGCUUAUACACUAACUUUCACACAUCUAGAUGGCCGGGCGGGGUGGGUGUGGAGCCAGAGACAGCAGGAGUUUAAACUGUAGAACCCAGUUCCUACAUUUGAAUAUAAAAAUGGAUUUUAUCAAACAAAACUUUGCUACAUUUUAUCUCUGGGACCCUUAGGAUGACAAAUCAGAGCAAGAUUACUGAAUGUAAGUACAUUAUUUACCUUCAGAGGUGAAUGUAUCAAACCAGUUGCCGUGAUACGCUUUGUGUUGUUGUGCACUCUCCUCAAACAAUAGCAUGGUAUUGUUUCACUGUAAUAGCUACUGUAAAUUGGACAGUGCAGUUAGAUUAACAAGAAUUUAAGCUUUCUGCCCAUGCAUGACAUGUCUAUGUCCUGGAAAGAUUGCUGUUACUUACAACAGUCAUGCUAAUCACAUUAGCGCAUGUUAGCUCAACCGUCCCGUAUACGGGACACCGAUCCCGUAGAGGUUAACAAAAAACUAUUUGAAAUGAAUAGUAAACAUUGCACUCAAAAAGGUUUCAAAAAGAUAAAGACAUUUCAAGUGUUAUAUUAUCAGUACAGUGUUUUAGCAAGGUGCAAAUAGUUGUAGUACGAAUAGUGUGGGAAGAUAAAUAAACAGGUAAAUAUUGGUGGUAUUUACAAUGUUGUAUGUGCUCCAUUGAUUGCCCUUUUCUCAUGGCAACGGGCCACAAAUCUUGCUGCUGCGAUUGCAUAUUUUGGUAUUUCGCCUAACAGAUAUGGUAGUUUAUCAAUGUUGGAUUUGUUUUCAAAUUCUUUGUGGGUGUGUGUGAUCUGUGGGGAAUAUUUGUCUCUAAUGUAGUCAUACAUUUGGCAGGAGGUUAGGAAGUGCAGCUCAGUUUCCACCUCAUUUGUGGACAGUGGGCACAUAUCCUGUCUUCUCUUGAGAGUCAGGUCUGACUAUGGCGACCUCUCUCAAUAGCAAGGCUAUGCUCACUGAGUUUAUACAUAGUCAAGGAAUAUCUGACACUGUGUACUCUCUGUUUAGGGCCAGAUAGCAUUCCAAUUUGCUCCCUUUUUUUGUUUAUUCUUUACAGUGUGUCAAAUAGUUAUCUUUUUGCUUUCUCAUAAUUUGUCUGGGUCUAGUUGUGUUGCUGGCCUGGGGCUCUGUGGGGGUCUGUUUGUGUUUGUGAACAGAGCCACAGAACCAACUGGUUGAGGGGACUCUUCUCUAGGUUAGGGCUUUGUGGUGGAAUAUGUGGCCAUCACUUCCUUUUAGGUGAUUGUAGAAUUGAACAUCUUUUUUCUUGAUUUUGAUAACGUAUAGUCCUAAUUCUGCUCUGCCUGCAUUGUUUGGGGUUUUGCGUUGUACACAAAAUAUAUUUUAGCUGAAUUCUGCAUGCAGUCUCUCAAUUGGGUGUUUGUCCCAUUUUGUGAACUCUCUCUCCCUCUCUCCAAUAUUUUUCAUUAAUGAUCUAAUCACUACCCCCCCCCCCCCCCCCCCCCCCCUCUCUCUCAGGGUGUCUGUAACGGGCGUGGUGUGUGUAAAUGCGGUCGUUGUGAGUGCCAGGACUCGGGCCUGCCCAUGACCCCCACCUGUGAGGCUAACUUCCAGGCUCAGCUGGGGAUGUGUGAGGACAAGAGGAGCUGUGUCCAGUGUCAGGCCUGGAAGACAGGAGAGAAAAAGGACAGCGACCAGUGUAACCAGUGCAGGUUCAAAGUCGUCAUGGUGGACGAGCUCAAGGAAAAUAAAGAGGUGAUUGAGGCGUGUAGUUUCCGUGACGAGGAUGAUGACUGUACGUACCACUACACCGUGGACUACCCUGAGGACCAGACUGACAAGGAACUGGAGGUCCAGGUGCUCAAGAAGAAAGGUGAGACAUGACCAACGUUCAUAUAUGGGUGGCAGGUAGUCUAGCGGUUAGAGUGUUGGCCCAGUAACCAAAGGUCAACAAGGUAAAAAAAAAAAAACGGUUCGUUGUUGAUAAUGGCAGAACAUGGCUACCCCACACUCUGAGGGUGUCUCAGGGAGAGUGCGAUAUGCAAAAAAAAAAAAACUUUUCCAAUUCGCACAUACACAUUUGUGAAAUAGGACAAAUAUAAGCACCCACCUAAUUAUUAUUAUCUUGAUACCUUUGUUUAUAUGACGCUAAUACAAUUACGGGGGUUCCCUGGUUUGUUCUGGAAGUGCUCAGCAUCUUUGUGACUUGUGAUGCUGAUGUUAUUGUUGAUGUUGUGUUCCGUCCCCUUAGACUGUCCCCCUGCUGGCUUCCUGUGGCUGAUCCCUCUCAUCAUGUUCCUCAUGUUACUGCUGGGUCUACUGCUGCUCUGCUGCUGGAAGUACUGCGCCUGCUGCAAGGUACUGUCCAGUCACAACCAUAACACAACCAUAACAUGACCUCAACACAACCAACCAUGGCCUUGCCAUACUCUGAAGGAAAUAAUCCCUCUCUCUUUGCAUCCCACCUCAUUCUCUUUCUCUCUCAGGCAUGUCUUGCUCUACUGCCAUGCUGUGGAAGAGGUGAGUGACUCAUGCCAAAUCACUGUUAUGAAUCUUUUAAUAUUCUUCUGUGCAUAUAUUACUAGUUCUGUACCAUGUUUCCAGGCAGUAUUAUAAUGUGUGAUUGAACAUGAGUUUUCCUAUGUGUGUCUGUGUCUGCAGGCCGUAUGGUUGGCUUUAAGGAGGACCAGUACAUGCUCCGCCAAUCCCUGCUUACCUCUGACCACCUGGACACGCCCCUAGUGAGGACAGGCCCGCCCAAGAGCACCGACGUGGUUCGCUGGAAGAUCACCGACAAUGUCCACCGAUCGCCCAAUCACCCGCUGGCGCAGGUCCAGCCCAACCCCAAAGAGACCAGUGAGUGUGAAGUGUUCUGAAUUCCAGCUCUCCCAUUGGUUGGAGUUAUCACUAGAACUUCCUGGUUUACAUUGUUAUGAUUCUGAGAGAUGAAACCUUAACCCUAAUCCACCUCUCUUCUCCUCUUCCGUUCUUCCUAAUUUGCCUCUCUUCCUCCUCCUCCUUUUCCUCUCCUCCUACUCUCUUUCUCCUCCAUCUAUAGUCCAGUUCCCUCUGUCCCUGCGUCUGAACAGGUUGUUCACAGACAGUCUGUCUCACCCUGACGCCAGAGACACGGAGAUGUUGCGCAGGGAGGUUGAUGACAACGUGAGUGUGUUUGUGUGAGUGUGAGCAAGCUGGGUGUAUAUACAGUAUUGGAUGAUCAUCCUUGUGACAGUGGAUUGCGUGUGUAUACUGUAUGUGUGUCUUCUCUGUUUAGCUGAAUGAAGUGUACAAGCAUAUUCCUGGAGCCCAGAAGGUUCAGAAGACCAAAUUUAGGUGAGACACUUAUUUCAGGAUAACCUUCAAUCCCUCUUGAAUUUAUUAUAAUGAAAAUAAUUUUUGUGCAUGUUGUCUAAAUCGUAUAUUCUCAUAUCAUCAUUACUGAUAUUCUGGUUGUGUUUCAGAUUGCAGAGAAAUGCUGGUAAAAGAAAAGACCACACAAUUGUAGACACAGUCGUGUCCGCUCCUCGCUCCAGCUACCCUGAUAUCGUCAAAUUGACUGAGAAAAACGUCCAGUCUGGAAACUUCCAAGAUCUCAAAGUGGUGCCGGGCUACUAUACAGUGGCCACAGACAAAGGUGUGUGUUUGUGUUUGUGUUUGUGUUUGUGUGUGUGUCUGUGUGUGUGUCUGUGAGUUUCCCUAACUGUCUCUCCCUCUCGCUCUCUCUCUCUAUCUCUCACUCUCUUCUCUCUGCAGAGGCGGCUGGUGCCGUGGAGUUCCAGGAGGGGGUGGAGACGGUGGAUGUGCGCGUGCCGCUCUUCAUCAAGGAAGAAGAUGAUGAUAAGAAGCAGCUGCAGGUGGAGGCGGUAGACGUUCCUCUGGGCAUCGCUGAAAUAGGGAAACGCUUCGUCAACAUAACCGUCAUCAAAGAACACGGUGAGAGCCAAUCAGAGGAGCCUUAUCUAACCCCUGACCUCUCUACUCACACAUACACACAGUUCUUCAAAACCAUUCAAAAGCAUUACAAAACAGUUUCUUACUAUUUAUUUCCAGUGAAUACGUGUACAUUUCUCUCUUUUCUUUUGUGUACUUCCCUUCCACUGACCUUAUUUAGCUCAUAACUGUGUGUGUCUUUCCUCUCCUCUCCAGCCAAGAGUAUUAUGUCGUUCCUCCAGCCUUCGUACACUUACAGCCGACAGGACGGAGUGGCUAACAUCCCCAUUAGCAGAGAGAUCAUAGAGGACGGACACACACAAGUCACCUACCGCACCCGAGAUCUCACCGCCAAGGACAAGAAGGUAACACGCACGCACACACACUAAAAGACAGCAAUAUCACACCUUUCAUUAGUCUAAGUGACUGUUUCUUUUCCCAAUCCUAACUACUCUUCCCUCUCUUGCCAGGACUAUGUGACAGUGGAUGGGGACCUGUCCUAUGGGCCAGGGGAGACCCAGAAGACUGUCCCUGUGCGUCUGUUGGAGCUGGGAGAGGGAGACGGUCUGCUGAAGGACACACAGGUCAAACAAUUUGUCAUGGACCUCACUAACCCAAGACAGGGAGCAAAGCUGGGACGCUACCCCAGAACCACCGUCACCAUCACUGACCAACCAGGUGAGAUGUUAUAUACUACUGUCACUAUCACUGACCAACCAGGUGAGAGGUUAUAUACUACUGUCACUAUCAAUGACCAACCAGGUGAGAGGUUAUAUACUACUGUCACUAUCACUGACCAACCAGGUGAGAGGUUAUAUACUACUGACACCAUCACUGACCAACCAGGUGAGAGGACAGGGUCCAGGGUGUAUCACAUAGCAUGAAAAAAGAAAGAAAGAUACCUGUAUAUUAUUUAGAUUAUUCCAGCGUUUUAAUAUAGCAGUGUUUCUUUGGAUCUUCUUCAGCUCACAGGAGAGCCUCGCACAACAGGUCCCAGACAUUACUAUCUUGGCUAAUAUCCACAUUUAUGGUUAGAAAGCCAGCCAUAACUUUAUCCUCUCUAACAUGGCCAUAACAAACUUCCUCUCCCCUUGCUCCCCUCAGAGCCCAGUGUGAUGAUGUUUAUGAAGAGCACCCAGAACUUCUCCACAGCUGACCCAACCUACUCCAUUCCUGUGGUCCGCACCCGCAACCAGGAGGGGCCAGCCACCGUCCACUGGAAGACCCGCAAUGCCAAGCGCUUCGAGCUGUCCGGUCCCCUCAAGUUUGGUCCUGGGGAGACGGAGAAGAACAUCGUGAUCGACCCACUCUCUCACCCUGGCCCGGUCAAACCAGAAGUCUUCCAGCUGGAGUUGUUUGACCCCAGUACGAACGCUGCGGUCGGGGAGAGGAAGACAACGAUGGUCACGGUUACUGAUGGAGGUAAUACACACAGAAACAGACACUGAAACACACACAUACAGUAUGGGGUAUCUAUAAGGAAUCUGAUGCAUGAGAUGUGCAUCACUAAAAUAAGUUACCCAACCCUUUAUGCCCCCUCCCUCUCUCCCUUCCUCCCUCCCUCCUCCCCCAUACCCUCAGGACUCCCAGAGAAUGCCCAGAGGCAGCAGCAGGGUAUGGACUUCAUCAACCAGACAGCCAUGUCUCCUGGUGGUCGUCUCUUCUCUCCCACCAAUGUGAAGGCUAAAGCCACUGGCCCACGAAACAUCCGUCUCAACUGGGACCCCUUAGGAAGCCCCCUGGGCUACAAGGUAAGGAACCCCCCCUCAGGAUCUAACCCCUUGGACUGCAAGGUACUGAGAGGAACUGUCAUACAGGACUUGACUUACCUUGAUUUAAACCCUUUUACUCCGUGAGGAGCAUAGGUCAUCAACAGAUUUGCCCCCAUUACACACCUGCCAACCUUUGCUGGUGGAAAUUAGGAGAUUGUUUUCCUUAGCUCUCACUGAACUUUGAACUAAUGUUUUGAAAUUAACUCUGAAACUAUAAUUUACCAAAAAAUCUUUGGAGUGUAAUUUUGGAGUAUACAAAUAAACGAUGGAAUGUGUUCCAUUUAAGAUUGUUCAUUCCAACCAGUGUUUCACCUGUGUUUUCUAUGUCUUCUGUUUCCCUCUCCCUGGUCACCAGGUGAAGUAUUGGAUCUAUGGGGACCCUGAGGCUGAUGCCCAGUUGAUGGAUGUGAAGACCACCCACGCUGAGCUGACCAACCUGUACCCCUUCUGUGACUACGAGAUGAAGGUGUGUGGCUACAAUGCCCUAGGAGACGGAAACUACAGCGACAUGGUGCCCUGUCAGACCCUGGAGGAUGGUGAGUGAGCACACUUCCUGUUCCUGUCAAAGAUAGACUACAUUUACUGUCUUUCACAAAUAACACUUCUAGGAUUGUGGACAGUUUUUUCUUGUUGAAUAUUGUUGGGGCGACACAGCAUGUAAGCUCAACGAUUGUGUAGAUGUUUUUCUGCCUUGUGAUAAACGUUCUCUCUCCUUUCUUUCCUCCCCUCAUCUCUCUCUCUUCUCCUCCUCCAGUCCCCAGUGAGCCCGGUCGUCUGGCGUUCAAUGUCAUCAGUCCAACUGUCACUCAGGUCAGCUGGGCGGAGCCUGCCGAGACCAACGGCGUCAUCACCAACUACGAGGUCCUCUAUACACCCAUCAAUGACGACACAAGUGAGUGACCAAUCAAAUCAAAGAAUCUCUGAAUGCCUCUUAAUGCCUGUGCUUCUAAGACAUUCUAACAUGUACAUAUUAGAACGUACAUAUAAUAUAAUGGGAUCUCUGUGUUCUCCUUUCCCUCUUCCUUCCCCUGUAGAGCCGAUGGGUGUAGCUAAGAAGGUUAAGAUAGACAACCCUAAGAAGAGGAUGUUGCUAAUUGAGAACCUGCAGUCAGCCCAGACCUACUGCUAUAAGGUCCGGGCUAAAAACAGCGUUGGCUGGGGUCCAUUCAGAGAGGCAACCAUCAAUCUGGCCUCACAGCCCGUCAGACCCAUGUCCAGUGAGUUCCUCUAUGGCACUGCAUUGCUGUUUUGUGGACAAUAAAUCCUCAAAUUAACCAAUGAAAACCAACUGUCACUGUAGCCCUCAAGGACCGGAAUAAUGCUCCUUGUGCUGUCUCCUACUAUAGAAUACUAUAUUGAAUUUUAUACUUUUAGCAUGACCAUAGCUUCAUGUUUGAGUCUCCUCCCUCUCUCCCUGUAGUUCCCAUCAUCCCAGACAUCCCAAUAGUGGACGCGGAGGCCGGGGAUGAGUACGACGGCUAUCUGAUGUACAGCAGUGAGGUCUUGAGGUCACCAACAGGCUCCAAGAGACCCAGCGUCUCAGACGAAGGUGGGUACCCACAGACUACGCCACCUUACCUGGCUCUUGGAGCCUGUCUCUCUGCAGCCUAACUUCAGUGGCGUACUGUGUGUUGUGGUUUUGUAGUUUGUUUUCAGUGGACCCCAUAAAGAAUAGCUGUUGCUAAGUAACAGCUAAUGGAGAUGAAGCUCACUCUUUUAGAUUUAUGCAUAUUGGGUAGUAGCCCCCUCAUUAAGCCAGUGAGCUUCACUGCUCUGUGAAACCAAGUGAAUGCAGACUGGACAGGACAGGACUGUUAUAAAUGGGUUCCAUACAAAGAAAUGUCUAUCCAUCUUCUGUAGUCCAGUGCUCUGCUCACCGAAGCAGAGAGAGAAAGAAAAUAAAGAAAAACAGAAAAGGUCUUACAGUGUCACGGUCAAGGGGGCUUACAAAUAGGAGGGCCUCCUCCACCAUUCUCUCUCUCUUUUUGCACUCUCUUUUCUUUCUCUUUCUGCCGCUCUCUUCUUUCUUUCUCUUUAUUUGUUUUGUCCCCCCCCCCUCUCUCUUUCUCUCUCUAAGAAACAUACAUUUAUUUUACAUCUCAUGAGAUCAUGAGAUUUUCGUGGUCCUCUGUAGCUCAGCUGGUAGAGCACGGCGCUUGUAACGCCAAGGUAGUGGGUUCGAUCCCCGGGACUACCCAUACACAAAAAAAUGUAUGCACGCAUGACUGUAAGUCGCUUUGGAUAAAAGCGUCUGCUAAAUGGCAUAUUAUAUUAUAUUAUUAUAUCAUCAGAUCAUUUUCGUCUUCAUGGCUUUGGGUUCUGUCAUGCCAGUCUUCAUACCAGUCUUCAUUUUCUUCUUCAUGGCUUUAUCAUGCCAGUCAAACCUCUCCUACCAUUGAUCCCAACUGCAAAGAAAUAUGUGAUUUCUGAGAGCCUCCAGACAUCUGGAGUUGUAGAUAUCACUGAAGCUACAUACAUGCAGCCUCCUCCUCUUCCUCCUCUCUCCUUCACUCGCCCUUUCACCAAUCACCACGCUUCACAAAAACAACAACUGCCAUGCAAACCAUCAAUCCAGACCAUCACCCACCCACCCUGCCUGCUUGCUUCUCCCCUCCAUAACAAGGCUUUAUCAAGUUGGUGGGUUCCAAGCUGGACCUGCGUUCGGUGUCCUGGAAGAGGCAUGUGGAUGUGAUCCCCUACCGCCUCAGCACAGACACAGACACCAGCACUGACGAGACUCCCCGGCCCAGUCGAGCACAGACCCCAUCCCUGAAAGGUGAAGACCACCUACCUCGAGUGCUAGACAGCCAGCAAGCCAGACAGAUAGACAGAAAGAUAGCAUGCCAGCUACUGCGCACGGCAGGCACCAACCUCCAAUGUAGCUGCAGUGCCCCCUUAUCAUCUCAUCUCUGUCUACACAAAAUAUGCACGAUCGUUGAUCCUUUAAGAUGAGCCUGAGUCUACAGAUCGCUAAUCAACAGCAUGCGCCCUACUUCAAAUCUGCCAUCUGCCCUGAAACUGCAACCUGGUUCUACUCUUAUCCCUACCCCUGCUGCACCCCUCAACCUUCCAACCCAAAGAGGGUUCCAGGCAUCAACUGCCCCACCUCCAGUUGAUGAUCAUGGACAGGCUUUUCCAGGUGCCUGUUUGUCUCCCCUGUCUGUCCUCUUUACACCUCUCUGUGGAGAGAGACCCUUGAAAGGAGGCAGCUUGAAGGGCUUGUAUAAAGGCUUCUCAUGGGUGUGAAAGUGGUGAUAAAUAUAUGUCCCUGUGUGCUGCAGUCUAAUGUUGUAAGGUGGCCAUUUCUCUUGCAGUUUGUUGUGAUUUGUUGCUAUCGAUGCACUUGAAUCAAUUAUUUUGGUUCCAAAAUGUUUGGUUUGGGUUAUGUUGGGUUCCAGAAUGUUAUUGAUUUUCUUUAUGUUCUCCUCUCACUCCUCCGGCUCUCCUCAUCUUUGUCUGUUAGACCAAAUGAACGGGAAGGUGGGAACAAAACUUCCUGUUCCCCGGGGGAAAUAAUUCCAUGUCGCGCAGUGCCAACAUGUCUUCUUCCAGCUACAGCCAGAUGUCUCCCAUGUCCACCCUCAGCUCCAACCACAGAGGAGGGGCCGGGGGUUCCAUGACCACGGAGUCCACCACAACAUACCUCUCUGGACAAGGUAUGGAUGGAUGCAGAUUCUUUCUUAAAAUGUGUCAGCUUUUGAAUCUUUCUGUUGACUUACAAUGAUAUGAUAGUGACAAGAAAUUCCAGCUGGCUUGUCUUCACCAGAACAGUAGCUACACCAUACAGGUUCAGCAAACUUGGAGAUUUAGAGUUUCAAUGGGCAACGUGUUGACACCAAAAGUUCGAAAGGCAUUGCACUGAGAAUGUAUGCUAGAAUUCUAUUGUUCUGUAUCUAUGUCUCUGGUAGCCAUCAUUAUUCUACUCCUGUCUUUUCGUCUCCUCUCCUACAGGAGGAAACUCGCUCUCCCGCACACAGAUUAUUGGGGGCGGGAUGCGCACAGAGAAUGUUGUCCUGAGAAAGCGGUCAGAGAACAAAGGAUACUAUGAGUAUGACGACAACAUCCGAGAUUCCAUCGUCAUAGGAGACCUGUCCAGUGGAUUGUCUGGAUACACAGACGGCAAAAGUAAGAUUAGUUGAAGUUGAGGCAUAUUUUUGAAGCAUAUUUUGAAACAUAUUUUGAAGCAUAUUUCCAGCUCUUUGAGAUAAAGAGCCGAUCAUUUACAAUCCACACUGACACAGGUCACAGGCAUAGGGUUUCACCGAGCCAUUGAGAUGAGGUCUUUGACUAUGAGGCUUUUGCUAAGGAAAAUGCCAUUGCAUAGUAUUCAGAUCUUUCUGUCCUCUACUAUUGAAAGCUGGGAGAAGCUUAUCUGUUUGUCUGUAGCGAUCGUGGCUAUAAAUGUUGGAAAUACACAUCAUCUGCAGCAGGCUUACUGAUGAGAUGCAUGAGGCGGAUGGCUUGGAUAUCAGUUAUCGAUUAUUGGGGCUGGUGGCUAUACAGAGCUAUGCAGGAGCUAUGGUGACUGUCGCUCUCCUCUUCUCUCUUCUGUUAUUCUCUCUCCUUCAAUCCUCUCUGCUCCCUUGCCUCUUUCUCUCUCCUCCUUUUCCUCCCCGUGUUCCUUCUCCCACUCCUUCACUUCCUUCCCUCUCCUGUCCUCCUUCUCUCCUCCUUUUCCUCCCUGUGUUCCUUCUCCCACUCCUUCACUUCCCUCCCUCUCCUGUCCUCCUUCUCUCCUCCUUUUCCUCCCCGUGUUCCUUCUCCCACUCCUUCACUUCCCUCCCUCUCCUGUCCUCCUUCUCUCCUCCUUUUCCUCCCUGUGUUCCUUCUCCCACUCCUUCACUUCCCUCCCUCUCCUGUCCUCCUUCUCUCCUCCUUUUCCUCCCUGUGUUCCUUCUCCCACUCCUUCACUUCCCUCCCUCUCCUGUCCUCCUUCUCUCCUCCUUUUCCUCCCUGUGUUCCUUCUCCCACUCCUUCACUUCCCUCCCUCUCCUGUCCUCCUUCUCUCCUCCUUUUCCUCCCCGUGUUCCUUCUCCCACUCCUUCACUUCCCUCCCUCUCCUGUCCUCCUUCUCUCUUCCUUUUGCUUCCUUUUGCUCGCUCCCUGCAUUCUCAGGUACAUAUGGCUUCAGCCCCACUCAGACUCCGAGUCAGUACAGCUACAGUAUGUCUAAGGUCUUGGGGGGCAGGACCCAGUCUGAGGAUGUCAACGAUGCUCUACUGAAUCUGGACAGGGUGCUCCAGGGUGAGUCUGUCUGUCUGCAGCACACACACAGCUGUCCUCUCUCACACCACUGGGACUAUAGCAGGGCUUAAAGCUACACUAUCGGUUCAUAGUAGGGCUUACCAUGUCCAUAGCUGGUUUGAGAGGAAGGCUUGGUGUUGCUAAAGCAGUUUUUUGCUGUGAUAUGUUUGUUUUAGGGAAAGCUAUCUCUUUCUCCCUCUCUCUCUCUUUAGCUCUCUCUCUCUCUCCAUCGAGCUCACUCCCCUCUCACUAAUCCUCUCACCUAGUAACUGUAAUUUACUUGACUCCACUUAACCCCUAACCCCUGACCUCUCUCUCUCCCCCCAUCUCUCUCUGUCUGUCUCUAUGUCACUGACCUCUCUCUCCCCCAUCAGACUCUCGUUUGGCCCCUGGGGUCCCUGACACCCCCACCAGGCUGGUGUUCUCUGCCCUGGGCCCCACGGCCCUGAAGGUCAGCUGGCAGGAGCCCCACUGUGAGAGGGAUGUGCUGGGGUACUGUGUCCUCUACCAGCUGCUCAAUGGAGGUAUGGACCCAUGAUGAUUUGUGUCACAUUGUAAACACAUGGUGUUUUGUUGAUGUGCGGAAGAAGAAUGUUGUUUUUCACUUGGAACCUGUGAACAUAGUUAUCAGGUUUUUCUUGAAUAGGAUUAGAAGAAAUGUGUCUUUUACAGUUUCCUUAGCCCUAUCAACUUAUUUAGAUCUCAAAACAUUGUCCCAGCAUCCCUCUACACAACAGUGCUAUUCAAACUUUUUCAGCAGGGACCCCAUUGUUUCAGGCAGAAUUUCUGGGGACCCCAUUUUUUUCACAAUAAUAUUUCUCAUGACCCUGGGCCUCCCGAGUGGCGCAGUGUUCUAAGGCACUGCAUCGCAGUGCUAGCUGUGCCACUAGAGAUACUGGUUCGAGUCCAUGCUCUGUCGCAGCCGGCCGCACACAAUUGGCCCAGCGUCGUCCAGGGUAGGGGAGGGUUUGGCCGGCAGGGAUGUUCUUGUCCCAUCGCGCACUAGCGACUCCUGUGGCCGGGCGCAGUGCACGCUGACUGGGUCGCCAGGUGUACAGUGUUGUUUCCUCCGACACAUUGGUGGCUUCCGGGUUAAGCGGGCACGGUAAGAAGCAGUGCGGCUCAGUUGGGUUGUGUUACGGGAGUUGCAGCGGUGGGACAAGACUGUAACUACCAAUUGGAUACCACGAAAUAAAAAAUAUAUAUAUAUGUUUUACAAAAUAUAUAUUUCUCAUUACCCCACCCCAUAUAUAAUGACACAGCCUUAAAAUCGGUACAUUCCGAUUUUUUUUACGUCAACAAAUAACAUUAAAUUCAUUACAUUUUAAUCUCUUCUCAAAAUGAAAAGAAACCAAUAAAUACAUUUACUCAUUAACAUUUUAUUUUUCUAAUUAUCUUUCUCAAAAAUGUUUGUAUAUUGUCCCAUAGAAUAAUCUGUACCCCAAAAAACUAUUGGCUACCCCGACUUUGAGUACCACUGCUCUACAGUAAUCGAAAUCCUUUGUCUCUCUCUCCAGGUGAUGUGAAACGUAUAGACGUGUCCAGCCCAGCAGAGAACUCUGUGGUGGUGCAGGACCUGCUGCCUAACCACUCCUACCUGUUCAAGGUGAAGGCUCAGAGUCUGGAGGGCUGGGGACCAGAGAGGGAGGGAGUCAUCACCAUAGAGUCAGCCGUCAACCCCAACAGCCCACUCAGUCCAAUGCCAGGUAAUCAGCUAUACAUCUCUGCCGCCCUUUGUUGAUCCCUUUUUAUCCCCACUCCUUUGCUAGCUAAUUCACAUCUCACCUCUAUCGCUCUGUUUCUGUUAUAUUUACUUUAUCUCUCUCCAAUUCCUUUCAAUCUCUCAUUCCUAUGUCCCUUCUUUACAUCUUCUUAUUUUUUCUCUUCCUCACUCUCUCGCUCACUCUGUCUUCCCCCCUCCAGGUUCUCCCUUCACUCUCAGCACCCCCAGUGCUCCAGCCCCCCUGAUAUUCACAGCCCUGUCCUUUACCUCUAUCCUCUCUAACUCCUGUUCUCACCCUCUCCCUCAGGUUCUCCCUUCACUCUCAGCACCCCCAGUGCUCCAGCCCCCCUGAUAUUCACAGCCCUGUCCUUUACCUCUAUCCUCUCUAACUCCUGUUCUCACCCUCUCCCUCAGGUUCUCCCUUCACUCUCAGUACCCCCAGUGCUCCAGGCCCCCUGGUGUUCACAGCUCUGUCCUUUACCUCUAUCCUCUCUAACUCCUGUUCUCACCCUCUCCCUCAGGUUCUCCCUUCACUCUCAGUACCCCCAGUGCUCCAGGCCCCCUGGUGUUCACAGCUCUGUCCCCCGAGGCACUGCAGCUGAGCUGGGACAAACCCCGCAAACCCAACGGAGACAUCCUGGGUUACGUGGUCACCUGUGAACAGCUGCACGGAGGAGGUGAGACUGAGCGCUGACUCCAAAUAAGAUUUGGGGGAUUUUAGACUUUUGUCCACAGUCAUUUGCUAGGAUCUACACAUUGACAUGCGAUCAUCAGAGACUUUGAAUAUCACAAAUGUCAAUUACUCUUCUAUUUUUAUUUAUCUUGACUUAUUAUGGACAAUGCUAGCAAAUGACUAUUCACUUUCAUAGUCAUAUUUGUAUUCACUUUCAUUUCAUAUUCUAAUCCCCACCUCCCUCCUUCUCUCUCUCUCCACUCCAGGUGACAUGCGUUCCUUCCAGGUGAGCGGUAACAGCGCUGAGACCAGUCUGACGGUUCCGGACCUGAGUGAGAACAUGCCAUACAAGUUCAAAGUUCAGGCCAGGACAACCCAGGGCUUCGGCCCUGAGAGGGAGGGCAUCAUCACCAUUGAGUCUCAGGAUGGGGGUAAGAGGACAGAGUCCUACAACAUUCUCUUUUAUCUAGUGUUUAAAUUGAAAUUAAUAAUGUGUCGGUACUCACUUUAAAUUUACCAUACUGGGUUUCAUAUUUAGAAGCCGAUAUUCUCUACGUUUGUACAUUUGGAAUUAUAUUGUAUACUCAUAUAUCAUUCUCUGUCUCUCUUUUUCCCCCUCUGUAGGUAGCACGUCUCAAAUAGGUGGAAUAGGCGGUAUGUCUCAACUAGGAGGCCUAGGUGGUAUUUCCCAAAUAGAAGGCCUAGGAGGUAUGUCUCAGUACAGUAGUCAGUCCUUGACCAAGAGAGAUGUGUUCCAACUGCCGACAGAGGUCAGCACCCGCACCAACGUCACACACACCAUGAUCAACGACCCCUACUUCUCAGGUAUCAUUUUAAUCUCUUUCUUUAGCUCUCUCUCUCCCUCACACACGCACACACGCACGCACACACACACACACACACACACACACACACACACACACAGUGUCUCUCUCUCACACACACUUUAACCCCCUCACCUACCCCUAGGAGACGGUAUGAUGAUGACAGGUAUGACGACCCAGCACACAGAGACCAGCGGCAUGGUGACACGUCACGUGACAAAGGAGGUGGUCCAGAGGAGCAUGCAGGUGGCCGGCUCCAGCAGCGUCACCAAGAAGGUCGAGAGGUCGUUCUAUGAGGCCUGAGGUCAAAGGUCAACAACAAGAUGGCGGUGUCCAUGAGGCCCAACACAUCCUCCUCUCCUCUCUGUCUGUUACAGUGGAUCCUGACCUGUCCUGCCCUCUGUCUGACAUGGGAUUAAUUUCAUUCUUGUCAGUCUUUUGUUUAUGGUUUUGUCGCUUCUUUCUAUUUUGUUGAAAACAUUUUACAUUCAAAGAACACUACCACCCCCACAAAGAGGUCUUGUUGGAAGUUUGACAAUUUUUACACACAAUACUCAUGGCUCCCUCUAUUGGUUCUACCUGGUAUUACGCCCAGAGGUUUUAGAUUAGGCUAUUACACUAAUCUGAGGUCGUAUCUCAAUAGUUUAAAGUAGAGCCCCUGCUAGUGUUAAUAUCUCUUGGCAGAGAUUAGCUGAGAGAUAAAUGGAGGGAGAGUGUGUACAAGUGUUUGUACUGGCUGGCUGCUAUGGCUACUAGAUGUCUGCAGUUUGUUAAAUGUAUUACAUUUGCAUUUUUUACGUUUUAGUCAUUUAGCAGACGCUCU